This is a messenger RNA of Alternaria ethzedia, 999 nucleotides long. RefSeq lists its product as uncharacterized. Bases 1 to 999 code for a protein of 332 amino acids. NCBI's taxonomy places the organism in Eukaryota, Fungi, Ascomycota, Dothideomycetes, Pleosporales, Pleosporaceae. The record is from RefSeq and is a predicted model, not a curated record. The transcript is spliced from 3 exons. Gene Ontology annotation, molecular function: protein binding.
AUGGCUUCCCCAGACUCAUGUGAUUCAGCUGCAUUUACCAUCAAGCUACCGAAUGUCUCGGGCGAGACUAUCGCAGUCAAAGUCGGCCUCCAAAUCGUCGACGUACACAAGGAUCUCAUCAGCAGCAGCUCCGAAUACUUCAGAAAAGCCAUUAGUCACGAGUCGAUGUUAUCUCACAGGUUCAUCGAUCUGUCCGACGAAAAGCCUCAUGAUUUCGAAAUAUACUGUCAAUGGCUAUAUACUCGAGUCCUUGACGCGAAACUAGACCAUCACGAUGGAUUCAGUUACCUUGCUCGGAUGUAUGUCUUGGGAGAAAAGUUGAUCGACCGCACAUUCCAGAACGAUGUCGUCGACGCCAUAAUCUACCGCCAUAUCACUGCGCGACUGAUUCAAAAGCGCCUGAGCUACAAAGUACCUGAUCUGGGAGCUAUCGGAAUCAUCUACAAGGGCGCUCCGAGGAAAGCCCCGGUGAUACGUCUCCUAGUGGAUCUGUGGGCUUUCAACAUGGACUCCUCCUGGGUCACGAAGACGAGACUUCGAGCGCCAGAGAACAAACCCUUUCUGGAUGACCUCUUACCGGCACUGUUAGACAGGCGAGGACUGCCUGAAGCUUCCCAAGCUAGGCCAUGGAUCUCGCAACGAAGUUCCUAUUACAACCAGGGUGUCGUGAUCAAGAGCGAGACACCGGAAGACAGGGGCGACGAGGCGAUCUCUGAGCCUUCCAUCAAGGGUGAGCCUUUCGCUGAGGAGGAAGCUUUUGUUAAGAACGAGCCUUACGUCGAGGAUGAAGCUCACAUCAAGCAAGAGCCUUCCCUGAUAGAUGAGCCCUUUAUCAAGGAAGAGCCUUCUAGUGAGAAAGAUAUUUUCAGCGAAGAAGAAUCUUCCAGCGAAGAUGAGUCUUCCAGCGAGGAUGGAUCUGCCAGCGAGGAUGAGCCUUCCAACAAGACUGACCCUUCCGUCCAGGAGGUGGACGUCAUUGAUGCAUUCUGGGGCAUGUAG